CAUGUCAGUGCCCUGCCUGACUUGUUCCUCCUCCCACAUGGGCUCCACAUGUCAGUGAGAUUUCAUGCUGUUUAGGUUGUUUACUCACCCCGCAAAUGCCCUAGUGGCGGCGGAGAUGGAUGACGGCGGCGGCCGCGGGGAGGAGGCGGAGAGGUGGCCGUGGUGGGCGGGGGCAAGCGCGGCGCAGGUGGCGGCGGGAGUGGCGUGGUUCCGGGGAGGCAGGGGCGGAACGGCGUUCGCGAUGCCGUUCAAGGCGUUCGCCAUCGCGACCCUCUUUGUCGGCGCCGGCGCCACCGCCGUCACCGCAGGAGUGCUCGCGGCGGGAGUCGGAUCGGUGGACGAGAUGAAGGUCGCGGGCGCGAGCAUCCGGAGGUGGAUGGGAGCUCCUCCUCGCCGAGUGGAGGGAGGAGACUCAUGAGGCCAGCACGCCGCGAGUGCGUGUUCCACUGUAUUGAUGGAUCCAAGCAUUGUAUGUGCUCUAGAUUUUUGCUUAGUUUUUGGCUUCAAAUCCGAGUCCCAAAUUCUCAAAUGUUGAAAUGCCCCGUCUGUUUUGAACUGGAUUACUGGAAUGGAAAAGCAAUAAUCGCCUCGAUACUUUGUUGCAAAAGUUCACACUUC
Molecule: messenger RNA, 618 nt
Organism: Oryza brachyantha (malo sina)
Lineage: Eukaryota; Viridiplantae; Streptophyta; Magnoliopsida; Poales; Poaceae
Exons: 2
Coding region: 65-418 (117 amino acids)
Source: RefSeq, a predicted model, not a curated record